Mycena indigotica is the source of this 3384-nucleotide messenger RNA. RefSeq lists its product as uncharacterized. The transcript is spliced from 12 exons. Gene Ontology annotation, molecular function: hydrolase activity; zinc ion binding. Bases 1 to 3384 code for a protein of 1127 amino acids. The record is from RefSeq and is a predicted model, not a curated record. Gene Ontology annotation, biological process: L-tryptophan biosynthetic process. Lineage: Eukaryota; Fungi; Basidiomycota; Agaricomycetes; Agaricales; Mycenaceae.
AUGACCGAGAAUAUCGCUCUUGACGCGAACGUCCACUAUGUUUGUUGCUAUCAUAGGGCAGUUCUCUCCGCACAACUUGGUACAUUAUUGACUAAUGGACCAUCAGGCACUCGUUGCGCGGGAAAAACCGCUGUCCAAGAGUACUUGGCUGCCAAAGAUUUCGAACGAGUCGCCAUUCGACCUGACCUUGAGCAACUCUCUGACACGUCGUCCGACGUGAUUUCCACCUUCGAUGAUUUAUACGAAGAUCCAGUUGCGGUCAAACACUUAUCAUUCCUCUCCAUGGGUCCUGCACCGUCAGUGCCGCCCGCCAUUUCAAACAGGCACAAGACGCGCUACUUUACCUCCCCUGCAUUGAUGCUUGACUUUGUAACACGCGAAUGGAGAAGAGACUGGGUAACAGUCGAUCUCACUACGCGAGACACGCUGGAAAUGUUCAUGCUACGACCAUUUGUACUCGUCCUAUCUAUCGACGCCCCACUCUUUGACCGCUUUAACCGGUUCAACUCGAGCAACUCUCCACCAGCCACCUUAGAAGAAUUUGUCAACGAAGACGAUUAUCGAGUCUUUGGCGCUGGUCCACAAGAAUCGACAUCAUCUCUCCAUGGCAUUCGAGAUUUGGUUGAUAUCCACGUGUCAAACCCCUUCAAGAAACUCUCAGAACUUCACCAAUAUCUCGAUGACCUGAAUCUGCUUGACCCUGGUCACCUUCGUCCCAAUUGGGACGCGUACUUUAUGACGCUAGCAUCACUUGCUUCCCGGCGAUCAAACUGCAUGAAGCGAAGAGUUGGUGCUGUCCUUGUAAGGGAGAAUCGGAUCCUUGCCACUGGCUACAACGGCACGCCGCGUGGACUAACCAACUGCAAUGAGGGUGGCUGCAUACGAUGUAACAUGACCGCCUACCCGGGAGAUGUAGAAUAUGAGUGUGUUUGUCUCCAUGCCGAGGAGAACGCUCUUCUCGAGGCAGGAAGAGAGCGUGUCGGUAUGGGAUCUGUGCUCUAUUGCAACACUUGCCCAUGCUUGACCUGCACGAUCAAGAUAAUCCAAGCUGGAGUGAAGACUGUGGUGUACAAUCUAAGCUAUAAGGUCGAUGACGCAUCUGCACGAUUAAUGGCAGAGGCUGGGGUGGAAUUAAGACGAUUUCAGCCCGUUAAUAACCCAAAACCCUUCACCAAAACCUCUUCACCUCCAGCCAGACGACGACGUUGGUCUGCGUGGUCAUUAUUUAUAACUGCUAUCGAUCUCCCUGACUGUCGCCCACGCAUUCUUCUGAUUGAUUCUUACGACUCGUUCACCUUCAACCUAGCGUCUUUAUGCAAACAGGCGGUUUCGGGCUGCUCAAUCCACAUCAUACGCAACGACCAGCUCACGAUUGAACAAGUGGCCCCUUCGCUGGUGUACUUUGAUGCAGUCAUCAUCAGUCCUGGGCCUGGUUCUCCAGAAAACGACAACGAUGUUGGCAUCAUCAAACAUCUUUGGAACUUCGACAUACCCAUAUUCGGUGUCUGUUUGGGUCUGCAGAGCUUGGGGCUUGCCUUUGGCGCCAGGGUGGCGCGACUCCCUACUGUUAAACACGGCCAAAUAUCCACCAUUCAUCAUGCUGGCCGCGAUAUCUUUGAAGGAGUCGAGGCUGUCGAUGCGGUCCGUUAUCAUUCUCUUCACAUCGUGCUGUCGCCGCAAGCCACCCAAAUUGAAGAAAUCGCUUUCGCUGAUGACAAGGAGGACAAUGGACACGUUGUAAUGGCCAUCAGGCAUGUCUCCAAGCCUUUCUGGGCCGUGCAAUACCAUCCCGAGUCAGUUCGCACCCGUGGCGGUGGCCUAAAAGUCAUUCAAAACUUCUGGCGACUUGCACAGAGCUGGAACAUCAAAAAUGGCCGGAACAUCUUAACAUGGACUCCGAAUAUGACUGUAUUAUUCGGAAACUCCUGGCCGUCACUGCGGAGCUCUUCCGAUCCUCGAGUUGUACCGGAACACCGGCCUUUGGCGACUGUCGAUUCUCUUAACCUCCCUGAUCUCACAAGCACGGCCGUUUGUGAGCUAUUCGGUGUCGAAGACAGAGAAGACGCGCCCUUUGUCCUUCUAGACUCGGCAGCUCAUCCUGGGCGUUAUUCAAUCAUGGGUUGUCUGAUGCAAACUUCACCUCAGAUACUCUACUACGUGCCAGAUGAACAUGUCACAGUCAUUCGUGGUCAACAAUCCGAACGGCACGAGCUAGAGGGCGUUGAUAUCUGGUCUUGGCUCGCGAAAUUCAUGGCUAAAAGACGAUUUCGUGGUCUUCAUCCGGAUUCACCAUUUUCUGGUGGGCUUGUUGGCAUUCUCAGCUAUGAACUUGGUGUUCAUCAGCUCAAUGUUCCCAUCCGGCAGCACACGACACCCGGCGACCGCUAUCCGGACGUGAAUAUGGUUUUCGUUGAACGCUCGAUUGUCAUGGAUUCAGAAACCGGGCAGGUCUAUGUCCAGUCCAUUAUAGAAGAGGACCUAUGGGUAGCAGACACUAUUCAAACGCUCAGGAAUUUCUCCCCAUCCUAUAAAUCCGCCCCAUCCGUCCCAAGCGCAACAGCCGCUGCCCUUCCUUCUGAACAAGCAUACAUUGCUCGCAUCGAUGCGGCGAUGGAACACCUUUCUGCGGGAGAUUCAUACGAACUAUGUCUUACCGCUCGAACCACUGUCCGUGUCCCCAAAGACAGAAAUGGCUCCUCCUCCUGGCGACGCUACAAAGCUCUACGCUCAAAGAAUCCGGCGCCAUACUCUGCAUACCUUCGCUUACACCCGACUACCUUUCUCUCUUCGUCCCCAGAGCGAUUCAUGUUGAUUUCACAGCCACCAAAUCCCAUGGUUGCAGAAGAGCUCUUAGCAGGCAGCGUGAAGGAGGUCGCGGAAAAUCUGAUGAUCGUCGACCUGAUCCGACACGACCUCCAUUCUGUGGUCGGCGAGGAUGUCCAGGUCAGGCAAUUUUGCACUGUUGAAGAAUACGAGACAGUCUGGCAGCUGGUCAGCGUGAUCGAGGGAAAACUAGAGCACGGACUGCCUGAGGCAGAAGAUCCUGAUAGCCAGAUUGGUUGGGAGAUAUUGAAAACUAGCUUACCUCCAGGAAGCAUGACCGGAGCACCCAAGAAACGCAGUGUCGAGAUAUUGCAAAAUCUAGAAGACACUCAGCGGAACCUUUACUCUGGGGUAUUUGGCUACUGGUGUGUAGGGGGUAGCAUGGACUGGUCGGUAGCCAUUCGAAGCUGCUUCAAGCUCAGCCGCCCAGAAGAUUCAAGCGAGGAAGAAGAAUGGCAUAUUGGCGCAGGAGGUGCCAUUACAGCGCUGAGCGAGCAGGAGGCAGAGUGGGAUGAGAUGAAGGCUAAGCUGCAGAGUACGAUAGCAGCGUUCUAUGAGUAA